ACGCAAUUGACCCCCUUUUCCCGCGCCCGACUACGCCCUUGGUACAUACGCUGUUCGUUGAGUUUGCGAAGCCGACUACGAAUGAACGAAACAAAAACGAUGAAGAAUAGAACGCGAUGAAACCGAGACGAAAAACGUACAUAUGUAUGCGUCGGUUUGUGUGCGGCGAGGGACGGGAGAGAACAACGCGCCUGUUGCAAAAUUCAGUGCUGCACUCUUAUUCGUGACGAAAGGAUGUACGCUCGGUUGUAGUCGAAUGAAUCCGUGUACAUCAUCGCCCCCGCAGAUGCCACGUGGCUCUGGAUCUGUGGACAACUCCGCCCUGGAAUCGCACGGCCUGCAGCUGCUCGAGAUGGCUGGAAAGGAGGACUAUGAGGAGCUGCGCGAACUUCUUCAGUCCUGGGAUGUGGCAGAUCUGCUGCCCCACCUUCAAGAUGAGGCCAUCAACGUAGACGAGCUGCAGAUGAUUAAACGUCAUCACCUGUCCGAGCUGCUGCGGAACUUUCGCUUCGGGACCCGCAUUCGCUUUGAGCACCACUUGGAGCGGUGGCGCCGAUGGCUGAACGUGCCGCUGCAGGGCGUGCAGGGUCAGGGGUCGAGCCACUGCACCGGUUGCCGCUGCCAGGAGGUUCACACCCAGCCCCAGACACAGUCCCAUUUCCCUGGGCAGAACCCAGCGGAUGUGGACCAUCCAUCCGAGCAGGAAGAUAUACCGAAACCCGAGGAUCCUGCCAAGACAAUACCGGCGGAAUCGCUGGUGGCCCUCGGUCAGCCCAGGACAAUGCCCGUUCCCUUCCCAAUGCCCGUUGCUCAGCCUCCUGCGCAGGCUGUCAACGACAUGAUAGUCGUUAAGAACGAGCAUGCGAUGGCGAUGCAGCAGCCUAGGGUAAUGGAUAGUGGAUCGGGCCCUGGCUCUUCGGGAGGAACACCAGCCUGCAAGGACGAACCAAUUGCAGCUGCUGACCAUGAAGUCAGCAUUCUGGGCAUCCUGCGAGCCUCGGGCCCUAAGGCCCAGCACCUGAUGGAACGCAUUGGACACAACGAGCCCCUCGAUGCUGUGCAGCGACUAUUGCUCAUCCAGCUGGUGUGCAGCUUCUACGAGGAAAACCAGUUGCACCUGACCCUGCAGCGGAGUCACCUAUUGGAAAACGAGAUCCUGGAGCUGUUCCCGCAGGAGCAGCUACAUUUUUACCGCACCGAGAGGCGGGGUAAAAUCUACGUGAGAUUUACCAACAUGAAGAGGAGCAAGAGGCUCAGUUCCUCGCGCCAGGAGCUCAAACGCCGCCGUUCCGAACUCGCAAGACCGACGCCGGCGGGUGAAGCACCUGGACAUGUUGUCAAUGCGUCCUACGCCGGUGAACCAAUCUCAAGUCCCGACCGCUCCGAUUGAGCCUGUUUUGACAAGCCCUUAGGCAGCUAAUCCAAAUACCUUAAUGUACGGCUAAUCCUAGGCUAAGCUAUCUCAUUGAUGUGUAAAUUCUGUAUGUAAUCUCUGUGAACCGACGAUGUAUAGGGUAUUUUGCGGGUCGAUGCGAUCCGCCGACUGACGGAACUAAAUCGAAACUGAUUUUGGUUA
Drosophila suzukii is the source of this 1576-nucleotide messenger RNA. RefSeq lists its product as uncharacterized. The record is from RefSeq and is a predicted model, not a curated record. Lineage: Eukaryota; Metazoa; Arthropoda; Insecta; Diptera; Drosophilidae.